This is a messenger RNA of Rhinichthys klamathensis goyatoka, 2043 nucleotides long. RefSeq names its product neuronal pentraxin-2-like. Bases 303 to 1886 code for a protein of 527 amino acids. The record is from RefSeq and is a predicted model, not a curated record. The transcript has 5 exons. NCBI's taxonomy places the organism in Eukaryota, Metazoa, Chordata, Actinopteri, Cypriniformes, Leuciscidae.
GAUGUUGUCUCCACCUCCCUCGCAUGUGCAGCCCACCCCUGAUGAUGUGUAAGCUAAACCCCCACCUCAUGUUGUCCCCACGGUAAUACCGAGAUGGAGAUAUAGAGAGACGCGUCCUGCGGGUGGACACAUUAUAGGCUACAGAAGAAAAGCCGUUGACAUUGAGUCGUGGGUUGAAGAAUUUAUUGAUGAAAUUAAAUCAUUCUUAAGGUCUAAAUAUCCCCGUUAUCUUUUGUUUCUUUUCAUACUGAUUUUUUUUAACCGCCACCCUGAAGUUCAUCGUUGUAAUUUUGGCCGCCGGGAUGGUGGCGUUUAUCGGAGCGGUCAUCUGCAUCAUCGCCGCGGUCCACAGCGUAUCUCCAUCCGCGGCCGCAGCGCAGCCCCUGGCCGACAACCAGUCGCUGUCACCGGGCGCAACCGGGAAGGCUUUUUCCUCCGGAUCCGUCGCCCGAUCAGGACCGCUGGACGCUCUCCACGGCACUGAUGCGACAAGCAGAGAACGAGGAGGACCGGAGGCGCCAACAUUCUACGGUUUGACGGGACUAGGGACCGGUGGAAGUGAACAGCAGGUCACCUACAGCAGACUCAUCUGCACCCCUGUCCCCGCCGGUGAGUGCAACCCGAAAAACUUUCAGCAACAAGCGGACGACCAGUCGUUAUACGCGGGAGAGGACUGGGGGUACCUCCGCACCACCGCCGAGGAGCUCCGACAGACCGUCCUACAGCAGAAAGAUGAGAUCCUCACCGAUCAGAGAACCAUACGGGAGCUAACGGGAAAGCUUUCGGAAUGCGAGAGUGGCUUGAAGGGACGGAAGGUCCCGGAACGGAGCGCUGGACUUGGGGAUGCGCGAAAAGACAAUAAGGAGCAACUCAUGAUGCGGGACGAUGCGGGAUCCUCAGUGCGGACGGCUCAUGCGGUGGAGGAGCUGGGGCAUGCCAUAACUCAAAUGAAAGACCGCAUUGAGAAACUGGAGUCUGAAAUGGCAGCGCCAGCGUUCAAUCAUACAGACUCAAGCUCACAGAAAGCAGCAGGUGCUGCCUCUAGCGCUGCCCGUACACCAGUGUCAGCUGCACAGAGACGAGUGGAGGACCUGGAAGGAGAACUGAAGAGAAAGAUAAAACUGCUGGAGGAAGAGAGGAAAGCUCUGCGCAAAGAGACACAGAAACAUCAGGAGAAUAUUGAUUAUGGACUGGACACUGUAAACCAGCGGAUAAGCACUUUGGAGAAAGGUGUCUCUGAGAACAAGUUUCCAGAGGGUUACAGGCUUUCAUUCCCUGUACGGAGCACUUCCAUGUAUGCUAUCAUAAAGCAGGAAAUCCCUGUCCUCCACACUUUGACUGUCUGCAUGUGGCUCAAACCUGGAAAAAGCAUCUUGGGAACAACAGUUUCUUAUGCUGUUUCUGACCAGAGCCAUGAGUUUGUGCUUCAGCAGUUGGUUCAUGGGCCCAUUGAGCUCAUCAUUAAUAAUGAGGUGGCGCUGAUACCUCUCAAUUUAACAGUGGGCAGAUGGCAGCAUAUGUGUGUGAGCUGGAACCGGAGAGCUGGAGCGUGGCAUGCCUAUCUAGGGGGCAAGCUAAAGAGUGAAGGAAGUGGCCUGGCAACCCGUCACAGCAUCCGACGGGGAGGAACCCUCAUGCUUGGCCAAGAACAGAGCUCAAUGGGCGGUCUUCGUUUCGAGGUGUCGCGGGCUAUGGUGGGAGAGUUGUCUCAGUUUAAUGUGUGGGACCGGCCACUUUCACACGUAGAGCUCUCUGCUCUUGCCCACUGCAGCACAGGGAUGCUGGGUAACGUAGUCCCGUGGACCAGCCGUGAGGUAGAGGUUUUCGGAGGCGUCACCAAGCAACCGGCCGAACAUUGCCAGCAUCGCACCAGUGCCAUACAGUGAUGGACGCCUGAGGGGUUGUUUAAAGGGUCAGAGAUGGUUUCAGAAAUGGAAAAGAUUCAUCAGAAACCCAAGCCACCAUCAGAUAUGUAUGUUGAUUUCAAGGCAAAGUUUUUUAUUAGUGGUGUUUGCUGAAACAAGCCUCACUAUUAUUACAGCU